AUGGCAGGAGGAAAAAAGUUUGGAGUUAAUAACAAGAGUGAAGAAGCUAGAGCUAAAAAGACAGAGGCAAGAAGGAACGAUGCCGACAAGAAGGCAAGAGACAAGGAGGAUGCCAUGUGGGAGGAAAAGGAUGAAAAGGUACUAGCCAAACAGAAAAAGGCAAAGGAGAUGGAAGAAAAGAAGGUACAAGAAGCAAAGAGACGUGCAGAAGCAAAGGAUGCUCUUGAAAAGGAGGAACAAGAAUUAAAGUCAAAAUAUGGAAAAGGAAAGGAAACAACAAAGAUUACUCGUUUUGAACUUGAACAACAAAAGCAACGUGAAGAACGUCAACGUGAAGCUGCUGCUGCUGCCGCUGCUGCUGCUCGUAACAAUAUUGUCUCUAGUACAAGUAGUACCAGUACUACAAGUACUACUAGUACUACUACAUCUGGUGUCGAUAGUGAUGAUGAAAUUGAUUUGGAGGAAAAUAUCAAUCAUAUCCUAAGAGAACAACGUUUGGCUGCUGGUGGUAAUCUUUCAGAGGCUACUGGUGUAGAUGAGGCUAUCAAGGUACUUGGAGGUCCCACAAGCGAUCAACAUCCAGAACGUAGACUCAAAGCUGCCUUUGCCAAGUACCAAGAAGAUAACUUACCCAUUCUCAGAAAGGAAAAUCCUUCACUCAAAUUCACUCAAGUCAAGGAUUUACUUUGGAAGCAAUGGCUCAAAUCACCAGAGAACCCAAUGAAUCAACAAAAUUAA
Molecule: messenger RNA, 738 nt
Organism: Cavenderia fasciculata
Lineage: Eukaryota; Evosea; Eumycetozoa; Acytosteliales; Cavenderiaceae
Exons: 1
Coding region: 1-738 (245 amino acids)
Biological process (GO): transcription by RNA polymerase II
Cellular component (GO): nucleus
Molecular function (GO): transcription coactivator activity
Source: RefSeq, a predicted model, not a curated record